This is a messenger RNA of Zychaea mexicana, 1551 nucleotides long. RefSeq names its product cytochrome P450. Gene Ontology annotation, molecular function: heme binding; oxidoreductase activity, acting on paired donors, with incorporation or reduction of molecular oxygen; iron ion binding. The coding region runs from base 1 to 1551 and encodes 516 amino acids. Lineage: Eukaryota; Fungi; Mucoromycota; Mucoromycetes; Mucorales; Lichtheimiaceae. The transcript is spliced from 9 exons. The record is from RefSeq and is a predicted model, not a curated record.
AUGACUGCUGCUACUGAUUCUCUAUUUUCUAAACAAACGGCUAUUUUGGGCGGUGGAUCCGCUAUUGCACUUGUGGCAGGUCUAUUAGCGCUCAAAUAUAAUGAUCGACCACUUUUUGCCGAGGAGCGGAACGAUAUGACGCUUUUUCGGGGACAUCCCUUAAUAGGAUCUUUACUCUAUAUGAUUCGUAACAAAGCAAGACUGGUGGAUUACAUUUCCGAUGAGUUUGAGUCCAACGAUGUGACAACACUUAUGUUGCAGAUCGCUGGACGCCCACCCAGAGUCCUCACCAUUGACCCAGACAGCGUUGAGCACAUGAUGAAAGUAAAUUUUUCAAACUAUCCAAAGAGCUUACUCUUAAAACACUCCUUUGAAGAUUUGCUUGGUGAUGGAAUUUUCGCGUCGAACGGACAGACCUGGAAAUAUCAGCGUAAAACAGCGAGCCAUGUCUUUAAUGUUGCCAACUUUCGGCACUUGUUCACAGAUGUCUUUUUGAACAAACUAGACGUGGUUACAAGACAAAUAUUUGAUCGAAGCGCAGACACAAAAGAGCCUGUUGAUUUCCACGACAUCAUUCUUCGCUUUACAUUAGACUCAUUUGUUUUGCUUGGUUUCGGCGUUGAGCUUCAUGCACUGACCAACAAAGAGGGUGUCCCUUUUGCUACUUCAUUUGAUAUCUGCCAACAAAAUUGUUUCGACAGGCUGCAUUCCCCAACGACACGCAUUUGGGAAGCGUUGCAACCAAUUCUUUCACCACGUCAAGUAUCGAUCGGACAGCACUACAAAACCAUCAAAAAUUUCUCCCUUAAAAUCAUCCGAGAGCGGCGAAAACUGGUGGAGGAAGGCGGCAAAGAGUUCAAUGACAUGCUGUAUCGGUUCAUGGUGACUCCGGAUCCUAACGGUAAAAUUUUGGAAGAUCGAGAAUUGGCACACACCAUACUCAAUUUUAUCAUUGCUGGACGUGAUACGACGGCACAAGCAUUAUCUUGGACAUUUUACAAUUUGAUGCUUUAUCCUCGUGUAGAAGCCAAACUUCUAGCUGAGAUCGAAGCCCACUGGCCGAACGAAAAGACUAUGGAUUCAUCGGCCCUAUACGAGAUAGUGAAAUCGCUUACAUAUGCUCAUGCAGUACUGUUCGAAACGCUUCGUCUUUAUCCAUCUGUACCUAUUGCAUCCAAACACGCCCUUGAGGACGAUGUAUGGCCGGACGGUACAUGCGUGAAAAAAGGAGAUACUGUAGGAUGGUGUCCUUAUGCACAAGGCCGGUCAAAACGUGUUUGGGGCAAUGAUGCAAGGAUGUUCAAGCCUGAGCGAUGGAUUGAUAAUGACGGAAACCUUGUGCGGGAAUCUCAGGGAAAAUGGCCAGCUUUUAAUGGAGGGCCGCGCGUUUGUUUAGGGCAGAAUCUAGCUAUACUGGAAGCUAUUGUGGCUAUUGCAACACUUCUUCAGAGAUAUAAAUUCUCGCUUGUACCUGGUCAGGAAAUUACGUAUACCGCUUCUUUAACGCUUCCAAUGAAGAAUGGGAUGCGGGUCUGGGCCACCAGACGCUAG